This is a messenger RNA of Diaporthe amygdali, 786 nucleotides long. RefSeq lists its product as uncharacterized. The transcript is spliced from 3 exons. The record is from RefSeq and is a predicted model, not a curated record. Lineage: Eukaryota; Fungi; Ascomycota; Sordariomycetes; Diaporthales; Diaporthaceae. Bases 1 to 786 code for a protein of 261 amino acids.
AUGAAUGACGAUGCUGAGGAUUCCACUGCCAGCAGCAGUUCUGCUACGGUUGUCUUAGCUCCGAUGGCCCAGCAGGCGAGAGCGUCUAAUGCAGAGGAUGACUGGACAGGGCAAGCCUAUCAGGACUACAUGUUGGCGGCGCCGCGGCCCACUGCGCUGCAGACGCUGGUGCAACUCAACGUCCUCGACGCCCUUGCCCAGAAUGCCGCUACCUUGAAUAUCACCAUUGAAUCACUCUGCGCAGAAAACACGCUCUCGCCUUUCGCCCACAAUGGCCCUCCCAGGCCGGAUGAAGCCUCCUUGCCUCCGAGCCUUCAGCCCACCGCGUUGCAGAGGACGGUGUCUCAUCAUCCGUGGAUCGACAUAUUCCCGCUCCCGGAGGUGAGGGACAGCAUCCUUCGCAUCUGCGGCACCGCGGAGGAAGAUGAGCUCAACAUUGAUUUGGUUGAUGUCGAAGAGAAUGAUCGCGAGAAGCCUAAUUUGGUCCAGAGAUUGAAUCGAGCAUGUCGCGAGCCCCUCGGUGCAUGGCCUAGCACGCAGCAAGAAGGCAUAGAGAAUCGGCACCGAAAAUUGCUACUGUUUGUCCUGGGCUCAUAUCCAGAAAAUUCGGAUGACAGCCCAUCCGCGAAAGUGUCAGAUACGAAAAGACAGUCGAAAGUUAUGUCAGAUGGUGGGCCCUGUGUUGCGAACAUUGGCACCUGUGUCAUUCUGGUGGACAAGGACUGGAAUGCCGAUGCUUGGGACAUUUUAGGCGCCGACCAGAGCGGCGGCACACAGCCAUCAUGA